Molecule: messenger RNA, 6928 nt
Organism: Ruditapes philippinarum (Manila clam)
Lineage: Eukaryota; Metazoa; Mollusca; Bivalvia; Venerida; Veneridae
Product: semaphorin-5A-like
Exons: 17
Coding region: 531-3056 (841 amino acids)
Biological process (GO): neural crest cell migration; axon guidance; negative regulation of axon extension involved in axon guidance
Molecular function (GO): semaphorin receptor binding; chemorepellent activity
Source: RefSeq, a predicted model, not a curated record
UAGAGGCAGUGAACGACUUAAACAUUGGCUGUCUAGCUGUAUUUUCCCACUCGUUCACUCGAUUGUCAAGUCACUUCGGUCUGGGAAUACAUUCGUUCAAGAUUACAAAUACUGUUUAACAUUAAUACAAUGGAUUUAUUUUUUUGUUGAAAAAUUAUUUUAAUUAUUUUCAUAAUACAAAUAGUUUUGCGGUGAAAUAUUUUUCGGUACUUUAAAUUUUGUAAUUGAUGGUUUUGAAGUAUUGGAGAAUUUUAAAUAUUUUUGUAAAGAGAGAAACGGUAUUAGUUAAUGCACUGUGUUAAUUUUCUGCAAGGAGUGUUGGAUUAUUAUAAUAGAAGUUAAAAGAUUGUGAGCUGGAUUAUUUUGAGUGCAGUAAUUUUGACUUUAUUUUGAUAUUAAUUUGGAAAUUUAUCAUACACUAAAAUGAAUUGCUGAACUUGAAACUGCGCUAAAAAGAAAAUCAAAGACUGCAGAUGACAUGUAGAUAAUGUUCAGGAUGACACCAGGUUUGACAGAGAUUUUACUAAAGAAUGUGUGAGCCAAGGAGGUGUUUUGUGUCCUUCUUUAUUCUAUUGUGGAUUUUAGUUUUAUCUCACAGUUUGGAACCAGUCUUGGACAGUUUUCCGAGAGAAUUCGACUUCAGAUAUACUUCAUAUGAAGAACUGAUUGAGGAAGCUCCAAUAUUUAACCAUGAGGAUUUAGUUGGGUUUACACUGCUCACAGUAGAUGAGGGAAAUGACCAGCUGCUGGUGGGGGCACGGAACAGUAUAUUCCGUCUAUCACUGGAUAACCUAGACCUUAUUGAACAUGCAGAAUUUAAAUCGAAAGAAUUUAGUUCAUGUAUGGACAAAGGAGAGUCUGAGGAAUCGUGUCAUAACUAUAUACGAGUUCUUCUGCUGCACAAUUACACGAAAGCAGCAGAUGCGGCAGCCAAGUUUGACAAUGCUGUAUUUGUUUGUGGGACCAAUGCUUUCUCACCCAUCUGUCAAUGGAGACCAGCAAACAAUUUAACGAAGAUCAUUGAAACUAGUAUAGGAGUUGGUGUGAGCCCGAAUGACCCCGGACAGAAUUCUACAACAAUUAUCACAACAGAGGGGGAUAUUUAUGGGGCCACACAUAUCGGGACCGGAAACAGGGACCCUGCUAUUUAUAGAAGCAAAGGAUCUGAUUCAAAUGAGUUGAGAACUGCUCAGGCAAAUUCAAAAUGGCUAAAUGAGCCAGAUUUUGUGUCUUCAUAUGAAAUAGGAGAUCUUGUGUACUUCUUCUUCCGGGAAGUUGCUGUAGAAUACAUUAACUGUGGAAAACGGAUGUAUUCAAGAGUGGCGAGGCUGUGUAAGAAUGACGAAGGAGGAAUGUUUGAUAAUACAUGGACAACUUUCUUCAAGUCACGAUUAAAUUGUUCUCUUCCUGGAGAAUAUCCGUUCUAUUACGAUGAACUACAGGCAACAUUUCUUCUUGACGAUGGCUCCGAUAAAUACAUUUAUGCUGUAUUCAAUACUCCAAUAAACAGUAUACCUGGAUCUGCAGUGUGUGUAUAUAAUAUCUUAGCAUUAGAUAAGUCAUUCGCUGGUCCGUUCAAGUAUCAGGAAAGUCCUCGUUCUGCGUGGGAGCGCCAUGAACAACCUGAAAAUGGUCAAAAACCUCUUACACAGUGUCCGGAGAAGAGGGAUCAUACUAAACGGUCUAAUGACAAACCAAUGACUGAGUCCAAAUAUCAGUUUAUGGAUGAGGCUGUACAACCAGAAACUACGAUACCUUUAGUUCAUGCUGAUAAUGAGAGAUGGACACAUGUAGUAGUAGACAAUGUUAGAGGGAAGCAGGGUAUGUAUAGAGUGGUAUUUGUGGCUACAGCAGACGGCAAGAUACGUAAACUGACAACAUUAUUGUCGUCAAGUGAAAAUACAACGUGUCUUGUCGAAGAGAUUAAAAUAGUUCCAAAUGGAGAUCAUAAACCUGUGAAGGAAAUGAGAAUCUCAACUGAUGAAAUGGCAAUCUAUAUAUCAACACAACAUAAUGUAAUAAAAGUUCCUGUACAUAGAUGUUCAAGAUUUAAAAAUAGCGAUGUAUGUAUAAAUGCCAAUGACCCAUAUUGUGGAUGGGAUGACAGCAUAGGAGAGUGUACAACAGCGCCCUCUGGACAACCCGAGGUCCAUUACUGGUCACAGAGUAUGGCUGGAUGUCCAUUUAUACCCCAUGCUGUGAAUGGAGGUUGGUCAGAUUGGUCAAAAUGGGAGAAUUGUUCCCAGGUUGGUGGUGAUGGAACAACUGGUGAUUGUAAAUGUAGGUCAAGGUCAUGUGAUAAUCCAAAACCUUACUAUGGUGGUCAGCCAUGUAACGGGGCCAGUGUAGAGGUCACAAACUGUACAGCACAUGGUCAGUGGACUGACUGGACAUCCUGGUCAGCAUGUACUCAAACUUGUGGUUCCACGGCAACCAGAUCUAGGCAUCGUUACUGUAGUAACCCACCACCUAGAUUUGGUGGACGACCUUGUGUGGGAACAAGUUUUGAAGAUGAUUACUGUCAAGGUCACCCGCCAUGUCCAUUGCCACCUGUGAAAGGUAAUUGGACGUCAUGGGCCGAGUGGUCCGAGUGUUCGGCUAAUUGUAAUGGCGGAAUACAAAGACGAAGGAGAACUUGUAUAGAACCACAACCUCCUGUAGAGUCUAUACCAUGUGUCGGUAAUACUCAAGAAUGGCGAAUGUGCAAUACUCAACUUUGUGAAAUGUUAAACCAAAUGACUCCAUGGACCCCCUGGGUUGCUACAAACCAUACAAAGGGAGGCUUCUUUGAAGAGAGAUUUAGAUUUAUGUGCAUGGCUAAAGUGCCCAGUCAAACAAUGAUUCAGUCUAAACACAUAAAAACUCAGGCACGAUUUUGUUUCGAUGGUGGACAGUGUUACGGUUCAGGUGAGCUUAAAAGUGAAAUUGACACGCAUUCACCCAUAGAUCGUGUUCUUAGACGUUAUUGCAAACAUAGACGAAGAUUGUUUAGAGGGUAUUGUAAAUGUAGAACGCUUGGGAUAUUUUUAGUUUGUCAGAAAUGUGGGUAUGGAUGAAAAUAGGAACAUGUGGAUAACUGUAGGAUAAAAAACAUUCAAGAUGUAGGGAAAAUUUUCGCAUUAAAAUAAGAUGUGAUAUUAUUGUGUUUUUUUUUAGAGAGAAAACUUUUUUGUAUAAAACAUUGUGCUAUAUAUAAGUGUGAAAUGACUCCUGUUGGUUAUAGUGACAUGAAAAUGUCACCACUGAGUCAUGUUAUUUUUAGUAUUAGACAAAAAUAUAAAAAAAAAAAACUAUGAAAAAAGGAUUGGAAAAAAAAAAUCGACUAGUAAUGAAGACUUUGUGAAUUUUAAUACAUAAAAACAUAUGAGCAUAAUAAAUGACUGUACGGAUCUGACACAGUCGUGCACGUGAAUAUCGUGCCAAGUAGUCAAGAGAAUUUGUGUGUCCGAUGCAGCUUGAACCACGAUAUGCCAUUCCUGUCAGAAAGAUGGACUAGUGCCAGUACAAUUUCUUUUUAAUCCAUGUCUCAGUCACAUGUCAUUUCAUCUCAUACAUAUCCACGCUAGACUGUAGCUUAUAGAUCAUGUCACCUUGUUGCUAUGGUUACAUAAUUCACUGAUACUUUUCUUGCUGAAUACUUCCGCUCUAAAUUGCAAAUGUAACCCUUUUAUGAUAUUUAAUGUUAUUUAUCGACUUUUGCAAACAUCUCUGCUUUAUUCCUUGGCAAGUAUGUCUAUACCUUGUAAAUCAAACAGCACAUCGGAAACCUUUUGAUGUAGCAUGGAUUAAACACUGCAUGAAAACCAUAUACCUUUUUUUAAACAUUCUGUACUUUCUUUUAUCUCUCAAAAAAAGAUUUUUUUUUUAUUUUAAAAAAGAAGGAUUAUUUCUAUAAAUCCAACCUUAAAUUGUAAAAAAGACAGCAUCCCAACAUUGUGACUUAUAAGUAAUCAAAUAUGUCAGUAUUUUAUUGAUUAAACUGUAGGGUAAAGCAGAGAUUAAGUAUUAAAGAUGACUAACAUUUGCUUGAGGCAACACAUUUUUGAGAAACAAAAUAUUGAGAGUAAUGUGAUAUUGAUAAAAGAUAGGGUAAAGGUGACAGUUGUUGUAUAAGCUACAUGAUUCCUUACAUUUGUUUCAGUUUUUCAUUUUCCAUUAUUUUUGUGUUCAUUUUUUUUCUAUUUUAUGUUGGAAUGAGUCACUUAUAGAUAUGUAUAUCUGUAACAAAGCCAAACACCUAAUUGUACUUUUGACUUUUGUAAGUACAUUUUGUGAUCUUGUAAACUAUAUAAUUGUUUGUGAUUCAGAUAUGAGCACACAGACACAUGCACACACACUCUCUUUUGUUGUAGUACUUUUAUAUAUUUUAAUUUUUGUUUAAUAAAAGAUAUAUAUUUGGGUAUAUAAGGACUAAAUUCUAUAAAAAACAAAUUGAAAACCAGUCGGCUUUUCCAAGAUUCAGUCAGCUUUUCUCUGUACAUUGGCAAAAUUUAUUAUCCAUGCAACCAAUAACAUCGCUGCAUUUGUGGACUGGUAUUCAAAUUAUUUUUAUUGAACUUAGACACAGCUCUCAGAUAUGUUUUUACACCUAAGUCAUUUUGACUUAGUUGAAAAAGUAUUCUGAGAAAUGAUCAAUCAUUUGGAGGUUAUAUUUACUCUCUGUGUACCCAAAACAAAGCAUGGUCUUGUGUGCAUUUUUACUAGAUACUAAUUUGUUAAUAUAUAAAUAAUUAUUUUACUUUGAUUGUUUUUACAUCAAAGGUAUUUUGAUUAAUGAUGAAUGAAUUCUAUUUACCAUUUAACGUGCUGAGUUUCUUUAUUUGGUAAUUUUGAGAAUAUAAAGUUGAAAAAAUAAAAAGUUUUAAGGAAGUGAACCAUCAAGUACUGGCUGGUUUGCUCAAUAGGUUGAACACUGGACUGUUAAUUGGGCGACCUUGGUUGGAUUCCCAGACAAUCUAGGUCAAUUUCAUUGUGAUUGAUAAUGAAAUCCCCUCUACUGUCAUUUGCGCUUAACGUCUGCUCUGGCAUUUACAGAAAUAAAUAGAAGUUCCUUGGGAAAGUGAGGCAUCUAGUACUGGUAAACAGCUUGACAGCCUGCCCAGGAAUGAUGCAGUGGCUGAACUGUGCUUUGGUGAAUUUUUAAAGUGGCUUACUUCCAUGAACCGGAGUGUAAACUACAAAAACCAGCACCUAGUUAGCCAACUAUAUAGAGCCUGGUCAGACUGCACUGAUAUGUACAAUGACCUGGCUUUGUACUGGUGGUAAAGUCACUUUCAUGGUUGCACCAGGAUGAAGGCUAACAAUAAAUAUAAAAUCUAAUAGAACAUAAAAUGUUAAGUACAUGUAGUAAAAUUCUUUGCACUUCAAACCAUUUAUGAUAUUCUUAGUCUGAAAAUAACACAAUUGAAAUAGUAUAAAUGACUGCUGUUAUUAAUUCAAGCUAUGGUGUAACAUUUCACAUGCUGAUUUGAAGGAAUUAUACAUUUAUAAAUUUUAAUGGACCUCAAAGUAAUGCUUUGACAGAUAGGCAAGAUUUCACAUGUUCAUGACUUAGGUCACUUUUUAAGGUCACAUGACUAAUAAGGUCCUUAGCAGGUCCUUUUUAUGUUUGUAUUGAAUUCUGAUUUAUGUCACCAGGUUUAAUUCUAUUCUAAUCUUUUAUAUAAAUAGCUUAAUUUACAUUUAUGAAGCUAUCUUUGAUUGUUUUUUAUUGUAUUUUAUAUACGACAAAUAUUUUGAGUGUAGUAGGACAAAUAAAUUUAGUCUACUGGAUAUAACAAGAUUUCUUUUUUGUGUUUAAUUAUAUGUGCAAUAUAUAUAUAUAUAGGAUUAAGUGUGAUGUUGUUAUGUGUAUAUGCCUUGAUGAUAUUAUUGUUAUAUAAUAAGGUCAGUAUAUCUGCUGUAAGUUGAACAUAUUUGUUGUAGUCCUAAAGGGACAUUAUAUGUAUGGUUAAACUAAAGCAGCUUGUCCCAAAGUUAACCAAAACUUCAAUAGUGAAUAGCAAAUAACAAUAUUAUAAUGUUGAAACAUGUUAAGAUAAAAAAAAUGGGUGUUCAUGUCUGAAAUAAAAAGAAAUACAUUCAUAAAUCACUUGAGAUUGUGCAAGUUUUUCUUCUUAUUACAUAUAUUAAAUAAAUGGCUUCUAAGCAUAUCAUAGUCAUGAUAGUGUGCCUCUUAAAUAUGUUUGUUAUUAAAUAUAGCUCAAAUUCUCUAUUAUUUAAAACACCAGACUAACUUUGGGACAUAAUGCUUUAAUCAACUUUGUUUACAAUGUAAACAGUCUACACUAAGUGAACCUGUUUACAAUGUAAACAAUCUACACUAAGUGAACCUGUUUACAAUGUAUCAGUCUACACUAAGUGUACCUGUUUACAAUGUAUGUCUGAAAGAGGUGGAAUCUUUUUUAACUAUACCAGAACAUAAACUGACUUAUUUUAAUCCUAACAACAGUUGCUAGACUUAUAGUUGGUCUAUGUUGUUUUAUAAAUAUAUGAUGAAGAAAUGUCUGGGCUAUGUUUUGUCAUUGAAUUGUCAUUAUGAGCAAAAUAAUCCCUCUAGAUCACACACAAUUUCUGCCUCUUUAGACCUUGUCAUUUAUACAACUUGUUAUAGGGGUCUUACCAAAUCAUUUACUACUUGUAAGUCAGGUAAAUUGUAAGUCAAGUAUAAAAAUACCUGCAUUAAUUAAUGUUGAAUCAUAUUAGAUAUUGACAAACUGGUUCUUUACUGUAUCACAAACCAUCUUUCCAUCUUUGUUAACCAAAUUUUAUAAACCAAAUUUCAGCUGAUAUUUUUUUCUUUGUUUAUUUCAUUUUAUACUAUGUCUAUUCUUUUAGAUAAAAAUUCUUGUGUAUAUAGUGUGUAUUUAUUUAAAACCCUCUAUUUUUUGUAAAGUAUGAACAAUGAAUAAAAUACAGUAUCACUGAA